Molecule: messenger RNA, 192 nt
Organism: Perkinsus marinus ATCC 50983
Lineage: Eukaryota; Perkinsozoa; Perkinsida; Perkinsidae
Exons: 2
Coding region: 1-192 (63 amino acids)
Source: RefSeq, a predicted model, not a curated record
AUGACUAAGCAACAGGAACGGAAGCUAUUACAGGAAAAUGAUGCCUGUGAGAGAAACGAUAUCACAACUGUGGGCCAAGAAGCGCCUAUGCCCGAUUCUGACCCGCAAGCUGGAGUCCUUGAAACACUCAAUGAGACGAAGAUUAGAGUGAUGCCUUGCAUCAUCCCUGUUGUGAUGAUCCAUGUUAUGUAA